Messenger RNA from Peronospora belbahrii, 1314 nucleotides. NCBI's taxonomy places the organism in Eukaryota, Oomycota, Peronosporomycetes, Peronosporales, Peronosporaceae. The record is from the annotation of a GenBank genome assembly.
AUGACAAUGUACAAGAAGCUGCUACUUGUGCUACUCCUGAUCGGUAAAGCGUGUGCGGACGACUGUAAUGAUGACUGUGCUCCCGUUUCAUGUUUACCUCAUUGGUGGCGUAUUACAACAGCACCUCAGCUAGUUGUCGCCUCAGUUCUUGUCUUCUUUGCUACGUUCUUGCCUCGUGUAUUUGUCCGUUUACUUAUUUUUGUACUGCCAAAGCUGCCAUUCAUGCACCAAGUGGCCGAGGACUUUCGUGAGUCGUGUGUGGGUUCCACGUCGUAUUUUAUCUCCAUGUCGCUAGUGCUCUUAGCACUCACAGUAUCGGAGCUAAGCAAGUUUUUCUGUCAUUUACCUACUUAUGUUUGGGGUGUAUUCUUCUUAUACUGGCUCUACUCGCUGUUUAAUGUCGUUCAAAGUUUUGCUGUACGUCGAUUUGUUGGUGCCAAUGGAGACUUUUCCAAGAAGAUGGUUAUCUCGGAGUCUGUCAAGAUUCUUCGACUUACGACGCUGUUAGUCAUUGCCCUUAUCAUCUAUUCGUCUGCGCUGGGUAACAGUGCUACCCUUAAGUACUCCGUAUUAGGCGUGAUUGGGCUGGCCAUUGCCCUGGGCUUUGUGCCAUCCUUUCACAAUGUUGUGGGAGGUCUUUUCCUCGCGUUUAACUCACAGUUCAAGAUUGAUGAUUUUAUUCGCGUUGGAGACGCAGAAGGAUUUGUUCAUCGCGUGUCGCUGCGCUACACGACAGUGGUGAGCCUUGAGGGAACAACUCUGUACGUUCCUAACAGCUUUUUUCUUUACAAACCCAUGAUCAAUUUCUCGCAACGCCCUAAACGAGACGUAGAUUUGCGCGUUCGAGUUUCGCCCAGCACAACGGUCGAGACAUUGCGACAGGCCCUUUGUCGUCUUGAAAGUAUGUUGCAAUCGCUGCAUGUCGGGCUUACUUCCCACGAAGAGAAUCAAUCGGACUUGCGGCAUGGUGAAAAGUGGGAACGGUCUUUCUUUGUCGCGAUGGAAGAGCUUUACACCAUACGCGUUUACUCAUACACUGAAGAGCUAGAUGCGCGAAAGUAUGCCAUGCUAAAAUCUGAAGUCUGGCUUGCAGUGACAGAAAUCAUGGAGGAGAUGGGCAUUCGUGUGUUAAGCAACAACGGCCAGGAUAACCCUUUUGCCGAGUCGCCGCAUGUCUUGAAGCACUCGAGUAGCAAUACCAGUAGCAUUGCAGAUGAUAGUAGCGUAAGAGAUCCGUUCACAAGCGAAAUUGGUGCUGUAGUGGGGGUACAGCCAAACAGUAACGGAAUCAAAGGCCCACGCACACAGCUCUGA